Messenger RNA from Rana temporaria (common frog), 1404 nucleotides. Its product is annotated as E3 ubiquitin/ISG15 ligase TRIM25-like. The record is from RefSeq and is a predicted model, not a curated record. NCBI's taxonomy places the organism in Eukaryota, Metazoa, Chordata, Amphibia, Anura, Ranidae. The transcript has 2 exons. Gene Ontology annotation, molecular function: protein binding; zinc ion binding. Bases 73 to 1404 code for a protein of 443 amino acids.
CCUCCUGUGUUGGAGGAAGUCCCCCCUCCCAACUGCAUUCCUUCCCCCGUGUUUCUCUUCCUGGUUUCAGCGAUGGCGUCUGCAGACUUGAGAGCUGAGCUGGAAUGUUCCGUCUGUCUGAACAUUUAUACAGAUCCUGUAAUGCUGAGAUGUGGACACGACUUCUGCCCGGUCUGUAUAAAACGUGUGCUGGAUACACAGGGGGAGGCUGGAGAUUACUUCUGUCCUGUGUGCCGAAAAAGGUUCAGGAGUCGUCCUGCACUGCAGAGGAACAUAACACUACGUAACAUCGUGGAGAAUUUCCAGUCUGCUCAUGCAGACCAGGAGGAGUCCGGGGUCUUCUGUACUCACUGUGUGGACUCUCCUGUACCUGCUGUUAGAUCCUGUCUGUUCUGUGAGGUUUCUCUAUGUGAUAAACACCUGAGAGUCCACAAAAAGUCCCCAGAACAUAUCUUAUGUGACCCCACCUUGUCCAUGGAGAGCCGGAAAUGCUCCGUCCAUAAGAAGAUCCUGGAGUAUUACUGCACUGAGGAUGAGACCUGUAUCUGUAAGUUUUGUGUGAUUGGAGGACAUAAAGGACAUAAGAUGGAGUCACUGGAUGAGGCGUCUGAGAAGAAGAAGGAGACACUGAGGAAUGUUCUGCAGAAAAUUCUGACAAAGAAAGAGGAGACGGAGGAAAGAGUCCAGAGUCUGCAGGAACACAGGAGGAAAGUAGAAGAAAAAGCAGCUGGUGACACUGAGAGAGUCACUGUCCUGUUUAGAGAUCUCAGGAGACGUCUGGAAGAUCUGGAGAAGAGAAUCCUGAGGGAAAUCUCCGGGAGGGCAGAGCUGAUCUCCAUCUCCAUCCGGGAUCUGGAAAUAAAGAAGGAGGAGCUGUCCAGGAAGAUGCGUCACAUUGAGGAGCUGUGUAACAUGACGGAUCCACUGAAUGACAGGAAAACUGUAUCCUGGUCAUAUAGAAACCAGAAUCGUCCAGAAACUCCAGAGAGAUUUUUUGGUCAUCCUCAGGUGUUGAGCAGUCAGAGUUUCUCCUCAGGGAAACAUUACUGGGAUGUGAAUGUCUGGUGGUCAGAUGGAUGGAUAGUUGGAAUGUGUUACCCCAGUAUAGAGAGGGGAGCAAAGCCGUCAUUUAUUGGAUGGAAUAACAAGUCCUGGGGUUUGUUCAAAAAAGAUAACCGAUAUGUGGCGGUACAUAACGGUAAAGGGACCCGCUUACUUGUUAACGUCAAUUACACAGUCAGGAUAUAUCUGGAUUAUGAGGCCGGGCGGAUCUCCUUUUAUGAUCUGUGUGGCCCGAUCCGACUCCUCCACACCUUCACCACCACCUUCACCGAGCCCCUCCAUGCUGGGAUAGGUGCAUGGAGAGGUAAAAUAAAGAUCUGUGGGGGUAAUCAGAAGAUCUGA